AUGAGUGCUGUGUCCCGCAUUGACGUCAGGCAGAACGAUCGAGGCCUGCAGACAUGCUUCGACGCUGCCAACGUCCAAUCUACAUGGGCGGCUACGUUCUGCAAGCUGCACAAGCUGGAGACGUUGGACGAUUUUGUCUACCUCAUGGAUUCUAAGGACUGGGAGCAAAACCUCAAGGACCUGCUCAACGCCUCGAGUGACUUGAAGGACAAUAGACUCAUUUUGGCCAGGUUCAAGGCUGCCUACGAAAGCGGCGUCUCGGCCAUCAAGGCCAGUCAGGCGACUCAGAAAGUAGAGGACUCAGUGGACACAGUGCUGCCUGAAUCUACCCUUCAGGCUAUCACGAAGGACUUCGCCCGUCGGUAUGGUGUGGUCUUGGACCCCCAUCUGGACCCAAGUGAUAGUUUGCGCAGCCGUGUCUACAAAGAGUUCCGCCGCCAGACUAUGACAGUGUUGGAGACGAGACGCAUCAAGUCAAUGAUGCACAUCGCGGAGGAUGAAUCUGUGGUGAUCACCACCGCCAUCGAAUACUACUUUGCCCUGCGUACACUUUGCAACGCCUGGGCCUGGGCUGGCAACUUUGAAGCCACCGAUUUUGACGACACCAAGCACGUGGCCAGCAACCGCCGCCGGAGCCGGCUUGCCAAGCCACAUCUCACAACAGGCAAGCGCACCCUGAAUAGGGACAGCGCCGAUCCUCCACCAGUUUCCCUGAGUGCCCGCCUUGCCGCAGCAAAACCGGUCAUGCCCCAGAUCGUUCAUGUGGACGCUGUGGAGAAGGUGCAGGUGCGCGAUCUGCGGGAGUUUUUACGGCGCCGUAAAGUUAGGGGCAUUUUGGUAGGGGGUGGCUCUCCAUGCCAAGCCAAUAGUAGUCUCAAUGCUGGCAGACGGGGUUUAGGUGAUCUUAGAUCCCUUCAACCCCAAGUGCUUGCCCGCUUGGUGGAAGAUCUUUCCCAAGAACCUCUUUGUCAGGGUCUGGAAAUUAUUGCUUUUCUGGAAAACGUUCACAGCAUGCCCCUUCCGGUGUUGAAGCAGUAUUGUAGAUGGAUGAAAUCCAAUCCUGUUUCUGUGAACGCGGCGUCAUGUGGCUGGACACAACGACUGCGCCUCUUUUGGCUGUGCUCUCGCCGCCGGGGCCUCGAACCCAACAUCCCUCCACCAGAUGCAUGGCAAUGGGCACCUUGCCCUACCUCUCAUGGUAUUCCCGAGCUGGUUUAUUCAGGGGCCAAGGCGAUUCCCGCACGCUUGCAAUGUGAUGAUGGUUUCGCACCUAUGAUUGACCCGACUCAGGUGAUGAAGAACAGUGGGAAAGGAGCCAUGCACACUUUCACACGAGAGUUCUACCACCCCAACGACCGAGUCAAGCAGGUUUCCCCAGCUGCAGCGUCCCGGUUUGACGAAGACCUACGCAGGUUUCCUCCUGGAGCCUACGAGGAACACUCCCUGCUGUGGCAGAAGGAACAAUGGAGACAGCCUUCACCAACGGAACGGGCCCAACUCCUAGGGGUUCCCCCAGCAGCGGUUGAAGCCGUCACUGGCACACCAGAUGAGAAGCGCCAGGGUAGGAACUCUUUGCUGGGCAACGGCUUUCACAUCCCAUCUUUACUGGCCAUCCUGUGCCUUCUACCAGCGCUGUUGGAGGCCAAGAUGAUUCCCCAGCCAACGCUACCAGACCAUGGACUUCAUGAGCGCUUGGUGGGAACAAUUUGGGAACCCGGGCGACUACAAUCCUUCCCGGAUAUCCUUGAUGGCCCCGCCGUGGUAGCCCGCAUGCAAGGCAUGUUUGCCUCCAUCGUUGUCACUAAUGACGUCUGGGCUCUUACUGCGCAGCGUCUGGAUGCAUGCCAACUCCAUCAGCUUCAAGCUUUCGCAUCAUGGCGGCGCCUUCGGGGAGAGGACUGGUGUCAACUUGGGCCUACACCUGUGUUUGGGAGGGCAAGGUCACGGGUGUUUGCAGGCCUGUCUGGCCAACGUUAUGCCCCGGAUACCUCAAAAGGCCUUGACCACUUGUUGCCUCCAGGUCUUGGACCUGAGGCACAUAUGGCCGCAGCCCAGGCAUUGCCAUCACCUUUCGCCCCACAACCUUGGCCUGGGCCUGAUGUUGAGUCCGUCAUUGAAACCAUUUGGAUUUGGCGGGAGUGCCUCCCAUUGCUUGCACAACGUCAACGCAAUAUCCUCCGAUCCAUUCACCGAGCUCUUCAACCACUGGAUCAAGCUCUACGCCCUCAUCGUUGCCUGGCUGCUUCGAAGGUGGCGGUACAGAAGAACCCGGCCUUUGUGGCCUGCCUGACAGCCCUGCUGCGCUGGCCGGCCGAUAAAUCUGACCCAGAAACCUGGAUGGGUGAUCCAGCCCAAGCCGAUUUGGAACGACUCCUACUGUCACGACCACCUCGUCUCGCCCGGGAUAUCUUGGAUAUCACCGAAGCGGAGAUGCAGAAAGGUUUCUGUGGCCCCUUGCGCUCCAAAUUGCAGAUGGAUCGUGAAUACGGACCUGGAGGAUGGAGAUUCCUUGAACGGUUCCUGGUGGUCCAACCUGAUGGAAAAAAGCGGGUUAUCGACAAUGGACGGAAAAGCGGCCACAAUGUUCACACACAAAUGCAUGAAACGAUCUCCACAGUGACCGUUGAUUUUGUGGCGACAGUGGCACGCAUGCUUUGUGACCGCAUGCAAGCACCAGUUGAGCACAUCUCCGAUAAAUAUCCUUGGUGUGCUAUGCGCCUGGGCACUGAUGACCUGCCUGACGCCUACAGGGGGCUACCUGUGCGGGAUUCCCAUCUGUGCUACUCCAACAUUGCCAUCUUCGUCCCACAGGUUGGUUGGAGAUUCACCACGCUUUAUGGCUUGGCAUACGGAUUGGAAGCAGCUGUGGUAGCCUUUAACCGGUUCCCACAACUUGGAGUAGCCAUUGCGCGUCGCUGCUUACUUAGCUGUUGUGCCGCCUACUUCGACGACGAAUUGUCCGUCGAGUUCAUCCGUGAUGCCUGCAUCUCCCAACGAGGCCUCAAGAUGGUGUUUGAGUAUAUGGGUGCACCUCCACAACCGGCCAAAUGUUUUAUGCCCUCGUACAACCGACACUACCUGGGCACAUCUGUACACGUUGGUGACGCCCUCACUCUUGGAGUGGUGCGCUUCCAGCCCAAGACAUCCACUCAAUGGAAAGUCCUAGCUCGGCUCCAACAUGCCGUGGACACCCAAUCGUUGGAUCGUGACACAGCCGGAAAGCUACGUGGAGACCUUAAUUGGAUGUGGUCCAUGUGUGCAGGCCACAUUGGCCGUAUUGCAGGUCCAGUUUUCACUGCAAAGCAAUCGUCAGAGUCCCCACAUUUGGACAACAUGCAGGUCGUUACACUACAGUUGUUGAUUGACAUUGUCAAACAUGCUCCCCCACGUGACAUUGUGGUGGCAGGCCCUCCUCAACCAGUGGUCCGUGUGUAUUCUGACGCUAGCUUUGAACAAGGUGUAUUACGCCUUGGAUGGAUCAUUUUCCAUCCUGACCACCCACCUACUGGCGGUACCUGCAUUGUCCCCCAGUCCACGUUAGAUUCCUGGAAGACCCGGAAACAACAAAUUUAUCCAGGGGAAGCUCUAUCAGCUUUGGUUGUCCCGCGCCUUCACCCACAUUUAUUCCUUGCAGCGGAUGUCCUGUGGUUCAUCGAUAAUGAAGCGGCUGUGGCCAGCUUGAUCCGUGCAAGCAGCCUCCAACCUGAUGUGCAUCUCAUUUGCCUUCUGGCUCACGCAUGGAUUUUUCGACAAGGUACCAGAAUCUGGUAUGAAUGGAUUGACAGCGCUAGCAAUCCUUCUGAUGGUCUAAGCCGGGACGGAAUCCACGAUGUCUGGACCUUGCAACAGGGUGAGCCCUCCAUGUCGGCGCCCAACGACUUCCGGACAGGGGUCUUCAACUCUACAGUCUAUCGUGACAAAGUCAUGAAGGAUAGCACCAGGUUCGUUCUUGGUGGCAACAAUGCUACAGUGGAAACCCAGAAGUGCGGACAACUCCGAGUGGAUGACGGUGACCUGGAUUUGUGCGACCAUGAUCCAGUCGCACUGGAGGUCUGUCUCAACUUUGACUUCCUCGAAGCCCUCGGAGCAACCCUCGGUUCGUUCGCCCAGAUUUUGGGAGCAAUGCAAAUCUUGGGGGAGCAAAGCCUCCGGGCACAAGAGGAGGGACGCGUGGGUCGCAGCGUCGCGCGCAGCACGCCAACCACGAAGGAUCGCCGCACAGCUGUGUCGCCCUUUCGCUCGCUGCCUGAAUUGCAUCCGCAUGAGGUGGAACUUCGAGUUGCCGUCAAGGAUCUUUCCAGGGAUGUGGCGCCCGAAAAGUUUCGGUCGAAAGCCAAAAGUGUGGGCGGCUUUGUCUUCGGGCUGUUGGUCUUCCCACAAGGGACUAAGAGUGCUCCAGAGCACGCGAGGAAGAAUCGUCCAGGAAAGAAAGAUGACGAUAAGGACAAGGACAAGGACAAGGACAAGAAAGACGAAAAAGAUGAUGAGAAAUCCAAGGUGAAUCGAACCAAGAAGGAGAAAGAAAAGGUGAAGGCGGCCCUUUUGAAGGAGGUUCCCAAAGAGAAGGACAAAGACGCAGACAAAGACGAUGCGAAGAAGGACAAGAAGGACACGCGAUGGAUCUCUGCAUUUGUCGAAGCACGUCCUACUGAAGACUAUCCCGCCCACUGGUUCUUUGAAGAUGUGCAAUUCCUGGUGUCCUUGAUCAAUUUCCAGGAUCUCAAAAAGUCCAUUGUAAAGCACGACAAGCACACCUUUUCCCCAGUGGAGUCAUCUGAUGGGAAGGCCAUAGACCGCGGUUGGCACGACUUCGUCCACUGCGACGAAGUCACCUUGCGGACCAGCGGCUUUGUGGAUUCGAAGGAUGACACCGUGUGCUUUCGUGCCUCUGUCUACCUUGCAGGGGCAAUGAAAGUGAACUCCAAGACAAAGUCGAGGUAUAUGAGCCUUGGUAAGAUCGAUCCUGCUGUGAAUGAGAAAGUUCCAAGAUAUUUGAAUAGUCUCGUGCAAGUCUGGUACCACCUCGGGCUCUUCAGAAAUGCCAUCUACUCCGCGUCCAUCACUGGGCCAGGGCAGAAGAAAACCAGUGUUCUUCCGGCACUGCGGGAAGUCUUUGUCCGGCUGCAGCACCGCACAUUGGCGGCAUCCUGCUCACCAUUGUGCAGCGCCUUCGGAAGAAAAACCUGGUCCAAGAUGUGCAAGGCCGACGCCGAUUCCUUCUGCACCGAGAUCUUCCAAAGCCUCCAAGCCGAGUUCAUCCCCUCCGCGGAGGUUUUGAAGGCGGAAGAGGCUGGAGCGAAGGCUGCUGGCAAGGCGAAGGCCAAGGCCAAGGCCAUUCCGCGAGUGGUGGAAGUGCCACUGGAGAACAGGGCCUUGUGGGAGACGAUUCAGGAGAUGUUUGAAUUCGAGGUGGAGUGGAUCGCGCAAGCCAUCGAUGGCGGAGAUUUCUCUGAUAGUCAUAUCUACCAGGGGCCUUGCUUUACCUUGGUUGUUCGAGGCUUCACCUGUUUGGAAGACACCUUGGACCACUACUUUUCUCCCAGAAUUAUCGAAGAUGGUUCUGGUCUGCGCGUCAAGACCAUGCGCAAGUUUCGACGAAUGCCCAAUGUGCUGCAGUGGUGCCUCAAGAGAGGUGACUAUGACUGUGGCACCGGCCUCUCGGGCGUGACGGAAACCUUCCUGAGCUUCCCCAGACAAAUCGACAUGGGCAAGUACUCUGAAGGUGCGGGGCUGUACCACCUUUAUGCUAUCAUGGUCGAGUGCGACGAUCACUUUCUGUCCUAUAUCCGGCCAGAGAUGGAAGGUGACCGGGGGCAAUGGUACCGCUUCGACGAGCGUGAGAGCUCCUGCGCGGUCUCCAACGCCACGGCCGUGGACUCGUCCUUCGGUGGGGAGGAAUGGCUCUGCGUGAACUAUUUGUACGGCCCCUCCGCCGUGCUGAAACGUCCCAGGGAGUCUCGGGCCUCAAUGCUCAUCUAUGCCAAGGACGACAUGCUUCGCACCUUGCUGCGCGAGCCGCGGCUUCCCAAACUUUGCCCAGAGUUGCAUAUGCCUUUGCAGCGCGAAAUGCCGCAGGCGGGCUCCGUGGAGCUUGAAGCCGCCAACCGGGCGGAAGCGGAGCUCUUGGAAGUGGUGGAUGCUGAGCUCUUGGCCGAGGUGCGAAAGAAAAAGGCCAAGCAAAAGAAGAAGCAGAAGGAGAAGCAAAUUAAAGAGCGCAAAAAUCAGGCCAGAACUGAAGAAACCGAAGCGACCGAAGCAACCAAUGAAAAAGAUGAGGCUGAGAGCGAGGAAGAGGAAGAAGAGGAGGAAAAACCUGCAAAGGUGGACCUACAGGAGGUGGAGGCCAGGGCAAUGAAUACGCCGACCGAAUUCGAUGAAGAAGGAUUUGAAGAGAAUCUUCGCGCCGCGCGUGGCAAGAAAGCUCGAGGUGCUGCUAAAGCAAAAGCAGGGCCGGCGCCUGCAGAAAGCAACAACAAAAACAAGAAGAAGGAGAGUCAGGCCUAUCCGGCGUACCCUUCCCCGGGCCUACCGGCUGCGCCGCAGCCGGCGCCGGUGACGCCGAUGGUUGCCACGGCUUCGGCGAAGGAGCCGGUGGUGGAUGAUAACAAGUCAGCCAGCGAAGGCCGACGUUCGCCACGCAGUAGCGAUGCCGGUAGCACUGCAGGGAGUGUGGCCAAAGGGGCUCUUCGUGGCGAGCAGAAGUCCGGGGGACAACAGGUCAAGACCCUGACGCCCAGCGAGGGCGGUGCCCCCAACGCACCCAAUGCGACCGGUGGUACCCCGAACCUGGGGAAUGCCGCCGCGAACGGCCCCAGGCCGAAUGGGACUGCUCCGGCGCGAGUCAAUGGAGUGCCUGCCUCUGCCCAGUCCAAGCCUGCCAGGGCGGAACCCAAAGCCAGAGAGCAGCCGCAACCAGGCCCUGCUGCCACGCCUGCCGCAGCACAGCCCCUUGUGCAAGCGACUCACGCGGCGCAAGCAGCGCAAGGGGCGCAAGCGGCGCAAGCCCGUCCUCCGGCCAUUGCCCAUGCCGCCAGCAUUUCCUCUGUGGCCACAACGGCCGAGAUGGGCGAAGGCACAGAACGACAUCACCCAUCGUCUUCUUCCAGAUCCUUGCCCAAGGAUGACGGGGUGAAGAUCUACCCAGAGCAACUCAUUGCUGGGGAAAACCUGAUGGAUGACUAUGCGCAGUUCAUUUGUGCCAUUUGCAAGCUGGUUGCACGGCAUCCGGUGAUGAUGCGCUCAUGCGUCCACAUCUUCUGCGACAGUUGCUUUCGGCAGUAUGUGAACGAAACACGACCCAAUGUUUGUUGUCCCACCUGUCAACAAGCGGUGAAAAAGGACGAUGUGGUGAAGUUGGAAUCGGCCACUGGCGCUGGCUUAGCGUUGCUGCAUCGACUUUACAGCGGGAUGAAGGUGCGCUGCGUGUAUCAUCCGGAGACCGGUGAGGUGGACUCCCCCGAGGUGGCUAAGGCCAAGCGAAAUCGCCUCAGCUGCAAGUGGAGUGGGGCCUUGCUGGACUUCACCGUUCACUUGGGCAACUGCCAGGUGCAUGCAGCUGUCUGUGAGCCUCGAGGCAACCCCGGCAGAGGUUUGAGCGACGGUGGUCUCGCGUCGGCGUCAGCGCCGCGGGAAGCACGGGAAGCGCGGGAAGCACGGUCGCUGCGGGGGAUCUGCGUGGUGACCGAACCGUACCAGGUGGCCACUCCCGGCACCCUGUCAGUCCAACGCGGGAUGCAUGUUUGGGUCAAUGACGUGGGGGAGCACCAUGCCGAAUGGGCCUGGGGACAGCUCUACCAGGACUUCCAAACAGUGUCCGACCCAGCCUGGGUACCGCGCUGUGUUCUGAAGCAAGCGCUCUACUGGGUGCGGGGUCCGUUUGAUCGCGAGGGGCAACCCGCGGCGCAAACCUCCUACCUGCACUUGUGGGGGAGCGAGGUGGUGACUGUGGAGAAUUUCAAUAAUGGCUGGACCUACGGUACGAAAAUGGCAGGGCCUCACUACAACCAACCAGAGGAGUCCGGGUGGUACCCACAGGCAUGCAUUGGCAACCCAUUGGAAUAA
This is a messenger RNA of Cladocopium goreaui, 8061 nucleotides long. The record is from the annotation of a GenBank genome assembly. Lineage: Eukaryota; Dinophyceae; Suessiales; Symbiodiniaceae.